AUGGCAGGCUCUCGGCACCUGGUGUCCGUGCGCGCAGCGGCCCUGGUGCAGACAGGGCGGCUUCAGACGUUCGCCUUCUCCGUGUGCUGGUCGGACGGCAGCGACACCUUCGUGCGAAGGAGCUGGGCUGAGUUCAAGGAGCUCCAUAAGACCCUCAAGGAGGCGUUCCCGGUGGAGGCGGGCCUGCUGCGCAGAUCCGACCGCAUUCUCCCCAAGCUCCCCGACACAUCGCUGUUGGUGCGCGGGGGGCGCACGGGCCGUGGCCUGGCGCGCCUGCGGCUGCUGGACACCUACACUCGGGCGCUGCUGGCCGCAGCAGAGCAGCUGUCCCGGAGCGCGGUGCUCACCCGCUUCUUUGAGCCGCAACCCGUGGACCUGGAGCCGGUGCUACCACCUGGCAGUCUGGUGAUCCUGCCCACUCCUGAAGAGCCCCACUGCCGCCCGCCACACAGCCCUGCCAUCCGUAGCCUGGAGGCUCAGAGCCUGCGCUGCCUGCAGCCCUUCAGCACCCAGGACACGCAGGGUUGGCCUUUCCAUGCACGGGCCCAGGAGGUCCUAGACGUGCUGCUGCGACACCCGUCAGGCUGGUGGCUGGUGGCAAAUGAAGAGCAGCAAAUGGCGUGGUUUCCUGCUCCCUACCUAGAGGAAGCAGCCCCAGGCCGAGAAAGGACGACCCUACGUAGUAGUGGGUCCCAGUUCUGUGCUUCCCAAGCCUAUGAGAGCAUCCACGCAGAUGAGCUGUCAGUGCCUGCAGGGGCACGGGUGAGCGUGCUGGAAACUUCUGAUCGAGGCUGGUGGCUCUGCAGGUUCCGUGGCCGCUCUGGCCUCCUGCCCGCUGUGCUGCUGCAACCCGAGGGGCUGGGUGCACUCCUGAGUGGACCAGGGCUCCACCACGAGGCCGACAGCGAGGACAGGGGUGGAGAGGCCCAGCGCACCCCUGAAGGCUGCCAGGCCACAACCCUUUCCCCCUCAGUGCCCGCCCGCCCCCCGCUGAGUGCCAUUCGCAGCCGCUGCUGCUCGGUCACCCGCAGGGCCCUGGCCAGCAAGUACCCCCCGAGGGCAGGCCAGGAGCUCCAGCCCCCAGGGGCGACGGAUGCCAGUGAGGCUGGGGGAGGAGUGUCGGAGGGUGACACCCUCUGGACAGCAGGGCCAGGAAAGCACACACUCCCGCUUCCUGAGUAA
Molecule: messenger RNA, 1182 nt
Organism: Nyctereutes procyonoides (raccoon dog)
Lineage: Eukaryota; Metazoa; Chordata; Mammalia; Carnivora; Canidae
Gene: NOXO1
Product: NADPH oxidase organizer 1
Exons: 8
Coding region: 1-1182 (393 amino acids)
Biological process (GO): superoxide anion generation
Molecular function (GO): protein binding; superoxide-generating NADPH oxidase activator activity; phosphatidylinositol binding
Source: RefSeq, a predicted model, not a curated record